Messenger RNA from Anopheles coluzzii, 471 nucleotides. Its product is annotated as vacuolar ATPase assembly integral membrane protein VMA21 homolog. Gene Ontology annotation, cellular component: endoplasmic reticulum membrane. NCBI's taxonomy places the organism in Eukaryota, Metazoa, Arthropoda, Insecta, Diptera, Culicidae. The record is from RefSeq and is a predicted model, not a curated record. The transcript is spliced from 2 exons. The coding region runs from base 113 to 427 and encodes 104 amino acids. Gene Ontology annotation, biological process: vacuolar proton-transporting V-type ATPase complex assembly.
GUUUACAUUGUUUCAGCCUUCUUUCGGUGUAUUGUGUUUUUCCGUGUAAAAUUAACCCCAAACCUGGAGGAUAGACUGAAACGGUACAAACUACUACGCCUACUGCACAGUGAUGUCCAAGUCCAAGCAGAACAGAAACACCAUCUCGAAAGCGGAGCAGCGCGCCGAAUAUCGUACGUUCAAGACCGUAUUCCUGUACUGCAUCUUGAUUAUAGCGCUUCCCGUGCUGACCUUUUUCACGUCAAAACAUUGGAUUUUUGAUCAGCUACUCCAGCUAUCCAGUGUAUCGAGCAACAUCUAUUCAGCGGUGAGCGCUGUGGUUGCGCUGCACGGUGCAUUGUUUCUUUUCAUAUACAAGGCGUACUUUGCGGUCAGCAACGAGUCUGUCGACGGUCGCGGGGACAAAGUUGCCCAGAAAGAAGAUUAAAUAGUUCGUAUAUGGUGCGCCGAAUACUGUAGCCAUUCCAAAGA